AUGUACAGCUCGCUGACCAUAUGCAUGGCCUAUGGCGGUUCACUACGUCCAACCAGUUACAAUGAUGGACUCCAUCUCGGGGUUUUGACAUAUCAUUGUUCUGAUUCGACUCGCUUUUUAGGUUUCACUUCACUGGAAGCCGCGAAACUCCUUGGUAAUUGUAAACGUCACUACGACAUGGCUGCGGAACAUGCACAACGAGCUAUUCGGCUGUUAGAAGAUGGCUUCAUCGCCCACAUCCAAGCACUAUAUUUCCUAGCAACAGUUCAUUUCCACUUACAUCAGUGGGAACAAGUAUUAGCCGAUAUUGAUGAAAUAUGGAUGGUCAUUAUGAAAAAUGGGUCCAAGUUAGUUGUUCCAUAG
Messenger RNA from Cooperia oncophora, 363 nucleotides. Lineage: Eukaryota; Metazoa; Nematoda; Chromadorea; Rhabditida; Trichostrongylidae. The record is from the annotation of a GenBank genome assembly.